GUCCCAAAUCUCCACAGAGCUGGAUGAUGGGGAUAAUGGCGCCGCGGAUGCUGUUCCUUAUGCUGUCCGGGGCCCUGGCCCUGACUGAGACCUGGGAGGGCUCCCACUCCAUGAGGUAUUUCAUCACUGCCGUGUCCCGGCCUGGCGGGGAGUCCCGCUUCAUCACCGUGGGCUACGUGGACGACACRCAGUUCGUGCGCUUCGACAGCGACACCGAGACACCAAGGAUGGAGCCACUGGCGCCUUGGAUAGAGCAAGAGGGGCCAGAGUACUGGGAAAGGGAGACACAGAAAGCCAAGGGCCACUCACAAAUUGACCUAAUGAGCCUGAACAACCUGCGUGGCUACUACAACCAGAGCGCAGACGGCUCUCACACACUCCAGAGGAUGUCUGGCUGCGACCUGGGGACAGACGGGCGCCUCCUCCGCGGGUACGAGCAGCGUGCCUAUGACGGUAAGGACUACCUGGCGCUGAACGAGGACCUGCGCUCCUGGACCGCGGCAGACACGGCGGCGGCUCAGAUCACCCGGCGGAAGUGGGAGGCGGCCGGUGACGCGGAGCACCACAGGGCCUACCUGGAGGGGGAGUGUGUGGAGUCACUCACCAGAUACCUGGAGAACGGGAAGGAGACACUGCUGCGCACAGACCCCCCAAAGAUGCAUGUGACUCACCACCCUAGCCCUGAAGGAGACAUCACCCUGAGGUGCUGGGCCCUGGACUUCUAUCCUAAGGAGAUCACCCUGACUUGGCAGAGGGAUGGGGAGGACCAGACCCAGGACAUGGAGCUUGUGGAGACCAGGCCUUCAGGGGAUGGAAACUUCCAGAAAUGGGCCUCUGUGGAGGUGCCUGCUGGAGAGGAGCAGAGAUACACAUGCCAUGUGCACCAUGAGGCGCUGCCUGAGCCCCUCACCCUGAGAUGGGAGCCACCCUCUGAGCCCACCAUCCCCAUGGUGGGAAUUGUUGCUGGUGUGAUUCUCCUUGGAGUUGCUGUCACUGGAGCUGUGGUAGCUUUUGUCUUAUGGAAGAAGAAAAACACAGGUGUAAAAAAAGGGCCCUAUGCUCCAGCAAAGGUGUGAGACAGCUGCCUUUUGUGGGACUGAAUAAUACAGGAUUUCUUUAGUUCAUUCCUGCUCCCUACUAAGAUUUCAAGAGUUUCUAACUUCUCUGUGUAGCUGGCAUCUAACUGUGUCUAUGUGUCUGUGUUUCUAUCAUCAUCACUGAGGAAAUGCAGAGAAGAGCACAUCCCUGAUCACCAAGAUCCCUCCCCACACUGUUGUGUUCUCUUCCUCAAUCAACUUUCCUAUGUAGCAGAUGUGAGGCUGAGGUGUCUCCAUUUUUUAUGUAGCUUCAUGUUGCCCUGGGCUAUAGCUUCUUCCUUCCCUGUUGAAAAACAGAAUCUGAAUAUUGAUUUGUAUUUCAAAUUUAUGCCACAAAAUAUGGUUGAUGGGUAAACUAAAUGAAGAUUCCCAAAUUUGAAAAAAAAUAAAGCCUGAAACCUAGAAUCCAUAUGUUUGCUGUGCUGAGUCUGCUGCAGGUGGGGACAGGAGAAGACUGAAAGCAGCUGAGGGUGGACAAGUUGGCACUCAGUCCCUGCUCAGUGUAUCCUGGUCUCUGAUGUGGUCCACUCCUCACCUAGAUCCUCUUCCCUUCUCCUUAGUUUUGUCCCUCCAGUUGAACAUCAUCCCACCAAGUCCUGUCAUGACAGGGACUUAAGCAUCAGCAGAGCUCCUGUCUCCAAGACCAUAGGCACGGAGGGCAUCACCUUGCUGGGUCAGUACAGGAUGAGACCAGAGUCUCACUUUAUUCUCCCAUCUUUUUUAGUUUCUCAGCUUCUAUAGAGAAUUAUCCCUGUUCUUAUUAGUAAAUAUGAUGUCUGGGCUCUUUCUCCUCUGGGUGUCUCUCAUCAUUGAUAGCAGCAGAACUCUUUUUUUUCUGUCA
This is a messenger RNA of Urocitellus parryii (Arctic ground squirrel), 1938 nucleotides long. Its product is annotated as popy Class I histocompatibility antigen, A-1 alpha chain-like. Gene Ontology annotation, cellular component: external side of plasma membrane. Gene Ontology annotation, molecular function: signaling receptor binding; peptide antigen binding. Gene Ontology annotation, biological process: immune response; antigen processing and presentation of endogenous peptide antigen via MHC class Ib; antigen processing and presentation of endogenous peptide antigen via MHC class I via ER pathway, TAP-independent. The record is from RefSeq and is a predicted model, not a curated record. NCBI's taxonomy places the organism in Eukaryota, Metazoa, Chordata, Mammalia, Rodentia, Sciuridae.